CUCCAAUCCCCAACUCAGCCAGCCUAUGCAGAAGGAUGCCAUGGUCAAUGGUACUGAAAGCCGCUGAGAAGUCCAGGAAAACCCAACAGGGACAUACUCCCCCGUCCAUCUCCCUGCACAGGUUAUCAUACAGGGCAACCAAGGCAGUUUCUGUCCCAUAACUAGGCCUAAAGCCAGACUGAAACGGGUCCAGAUGGCCAGUUUCAUCCACGAGUGCCUGGAGUUGCCUGGCUACCACAUGCUCGAGCCCCGUGCCCAAGAAUGGGGUGUUAGCCACCGGUUUAUAAUCAGUGGCCAACUCUGGGCCUAGGUUCACCAUCUUCAGGAUGGGCUUGAUCACCAGCUCCUUCAAGUGGGUUGGAGCCUGAUCCUCCCUCAGGGAGGCAUUAACUACCUCCGGGACUCAGGCUUAGAUGAGCAGCCAUGAAGGGCAAGAAACAAGUGGCAGGCCAGACAAGUCCAAGCACCUUGUCCACAUCCUGAGGCCGCAACAGUUGAAAUUCAUUUAUUUCUCCUCUCCACGGCUUCUCUCAGGAUGUUCUCCUUUGCUUCCAAAAUGAAGAAGAAGCACCAUGGAUACAGCCAGCCACAGCCUGAUCCUUCUGCAGCAGCUCAACAUGCAACGGGAGUUUGGCUUCCUCUGUGACUGCACAGUUGCAAUUGGGGAUGUCUAUUUCAAAGCUCACCGAGCUGUUCUGGCUGCCUUUUCCAACUAUUUUAAGAUGAUAUUCAUUCAUCAGACAAGCAGUGAAUGCAUAAAGAUCCAGCCGACAGAUAUCCAGCCAGACAUAUUCAGCUACCUGCUGCAUAUCAUGUACACUGGGAAAGGGCCCAAGCAAAUGGUCAACCACGCCCGGCUGGAGGAAGGCAUCCGUUUCCUGCAUGCCGACUACCUUUCCCGCUUGGCGAUCGAAAUGAACCAGAUGCUUUCCCCAGAGGCCGUGCAGUCUUCCAACCUGUAUGGGAUCCAGAUCUCCACAGCCCACAAGGCUGUCAAAGAAAACCUGCAGGCCAAAGACAGUGUGACGAGUCUUGGGGGCAGAGCUGCCGGUCAAGGUGAUCACCCCCAGCUGCAGCUCUCGCUGGCGAUUGGGCUGGACGACAGCUCGUUGGAUCAGCAGAUGUCUCACCCUUCCGCGCAGGGAGGCGUGAAAGCCACAGAAGAGCUUUCAAUGCCCCCGGUGGCGAUCAAGCAGGAGAACGCGGACCCAGAACCGACGGUGUCCCACAGUCACCCCUCCUCCUCCCCAGAUGGCGGAGGUCCCGUCUUCUCCAAAGCUAAUCUCAAAGUCCACUUAUGUCAAUAUUGUGGGGAACAUUUUGAAUCUCGAGGCAAUUUGCGUGAACACCUCUUUAAUCACGUGUCAGGAUCCCUGCCGUUUGGGGUUCCGGCCUCGAUCCUGGAGAGCAACGACCUCGGUCAGUUCCAGCCUCUCAGUGAAAACCGUGAAGUCGUCCGAAGUCACCGGCUCGGUCCUUUUGUUCGGAAGGAGAGUGAGCGCCAUUCCGAGCAUCCAUCCCGCAACAACCUUGAGCCACUGCCGAUCGGCCAGCUAUCCCUGGUAUCCAAAGACUCAGAGCCCAUGGAGUUAAACUGCAACUUUUCCUUUUCACGCAAAAGGAAGAUCAGCUGCACCGUGUGUGGCCACAAGUUUCUGCGAAAGAGCCAGCUGCUGGAGCACAUGUACACGCACAAAGGGAAACACCUCAAAUUUGGCCGAUGCCAGAGGGUUGGCAACACGGCAGUCUCCAAGUUUCAGCCGUGUGGGGACAGCUGGACUCCAAGUAUGCUGAGAAGUGCCACCCUCCUGCAGGCGCACAUCGAUUCACAAAAUGGGUUGGAUCCGGACCUCUCCCAAGAGAGCAUCGACACCAUCCUGGUGGAAUAGCUUCCUCCUCUUCCAUCGCUUCGGCCAUAUGUGUUUUAAGCCUGUGGAUCUGCGCAUUCAUCUCCAUGCAUCUUUCACAACCGCCAGAGGCGUGUCAGUACAGAAAAAUAGCUGUGCUCCAUCAGACCAAAGUCCUGUCUACUCCAGCAUCCAGUUUUGCAGUGGCUCAGCAGCUACCUGUGGGAAGCAGAAAAUGAGUGCACCAUCCUGCACAUGUUCCCCAGCAACUGGUGUGCAUAGGAGUACUGCCUCUGAACCCGGAGGAAAUUUAUAGUCACCCUAACCAGUCGCCAUUAAUAGUUGCCUGCUCCCUGAAAUGUUCUAGUCCCCCUUUAAAGCCACCUGGGUUGGGCUGCAUCCUGUCUUGUUUUGUGUCCUCCUGAAAUCUGAUAGGCGUGCUGCAAAGCUCCUGGUUGCUCAGCCAUUCCCAGCCUGGUGCCCUCUAUAUGUCAUGGACUGCAGCCCUCCAAUGCCUGGCCAUUGGUCAUUCUGAGCAGGGCUGAUGCAAGCUGCAAUCUGCUGUAUCGGUUUGACACAGCCUUGCUUCCCAUGCCACUCCAGUAAUGUGUGCAUUUGGGAGACCCCAUAAGAGGGGAGCCUGAUGUGGGCACAUAAGCAGCAGCUUCCUCAAGCAUUUUGCAAAGAAACUCACCAAGUGCAUGGGGAGAGGCUGCAGCUUGGCCUGCAGAAGCUUCUGGGUUCGGCUCCCAGGGUCUCCAGUCUGCAGGAACCCAGAUUGCAGGGAAAGAGCUGCAGCACUGCGCACACCUGCCAGUCAAAAUAAUCAGUAUUAGCGUAAGACCAUUUUGUAUGUUUACAUCCCAGCCUGCUAUCCCCAAACACAGAGCUGUCUCCUGCACAGUGUUUUUCUCCACCUUUCCCUUAUUCUGCCUCUUACAAAUAUCCAGACACCAUGCAAGGAAGUUGACACAGUGGGUGAGGAUGUAGUCAGCUCCCCAAGUCGGAUGAAAACUAAUUUAAAAUAAAUAGGAUUUCUAUUUAUUUUUCUAUCAUUUGUAAGCAAGGCUGCCAUCUUUAUUGGUACUGGUAAUUAAGUUAAAACUUGUCAGUCACUUAAACUAUAUCCUGGAUUAGUCAAGCAGCACAAUUGUUGCUGUUUUAAUUAUGUUUAAUCAAAGGAUUUACAAAACCAGGGCAGGGGGAGCAGAUCAGGAGGGCUUUAUCUUAGAAAAGGAAAGUAAUCCCUUUUCUCUGUCAAACAACUGCUUUUAUUUAUAUGGAUGUUCAAUGCAAUAACUGGUUAAAAGGUAUAGAAUCAGCUCAAAUGUACCUUUAACCAGGCAAGAGGCCUAGUUUUAUUAAGGGACAUCAUGACCUCGUUUCCACACACAGCUACCCUACAGGAAGUUAGCUUUUUGUCUACUGCUGCUCAUAGAAGAUUGUUUUCUCAGCUUAAUUGCCAUGCAACGUGUAAUUUUCAAGAAAGUACAGGUUUUCCAGCAUUACUUCACCUCAUGUUGCAGUAUAACAACCACCUGAAAUUGUCCUUUGCCUGGCAAUUUUGCUUCAUGGGAAAAAACGUUUCCCAUUGGUUUGGGAUAAUCAGAGUUAGCAUUCAAAUUAAUUAAAGGACUUAUUCUGUUUGAGAUUGUGCUUUGUGUGAAAUAGUGAUUAUUUUGAAGAGUGUCUGUAGCGACUUGAAUUAGCAUACGUAGGAAGUUGUAAGCUCUCCUUGAAGGAUCCUCUUACUUUGGCUCUAUUACAGAUCUCAUGGUAGUAAUUUUCAAACCGCAUCACUGUUCAGACAGCAUUAGUGAGAUUAAAUAGCAGCUCCUGAAAACCCAAGACCCACAACCGAGGCUGCCUUAGCUGCACUUUCAGGCUUCAUGCCCUGCUCAUGAUGUUAAUUAUGCAGCAUCUCUGCUUUGGGUGCGAUAGGAUCAUUACGCCACUUGUGAUGGAGAGAUGUAUGACGGUUGCUCGCCCUUGGAGGAGAUUCCCUGUUGCAUCCCUGGAUGAGUUGCUACUGUGCUGUUAACCACCUUCCAGUCAGAAGGCAUGCCCAGAUGAGCUUGCCCCAGAGCGCUUUCCUGCACGCUUGGGGGAAAAAACACCUGUGCAUUUAGAAGUGACAUAUUCUUCAGAAAAACUAUGACUGGAUAUUUGGGAACACUGUUAGAAACUGGUUGUGGGCAAAUAUAUUAGUGUAUUUGGAGCAGCAGUUGUGGUUGGAUUAGAAUUCAGCAUUUCAGUACUUCCAGAUGUUUUGAGCUACAGCCUUUAUCAGCUUCAGCCAGCAUGGCCAGUGGAGAAGGAUGAUGGGAUAGGAAAUCUGUAGGGAUCCAGGUUUGAUUGAUGCCUGGAUGCUCAGUUGAAUUAAAAACCCCUUCAAGCCUCCAAUAUGCUAAAUAGUAUGCAUUAAUUUGUCCUGUGUUGGCACAUGAUUUAAAAGUCGCAAACCAUUAAUUUAGGGUUAUCAUUUCUUAAAAUAGAUUUUACCUGCAUUAGAGUGUGUGUGUGUAGCUUCUCUCAAAUGUUUACAUUUUUAAAAUGUUUUAAGCCCUCCACUUUUGUUUUUGUAAUUAAUAUUGGCAACAGCAGCAACCCAAGGAAUAAAAUUCAAAUCUUUUCAA
Molecule: messenger RNA, 4483 nt
Organism: Varanus komodoensis (Komodo dragon)
Lineage: Eukaryota; Metazoa; Chordata; Lepidosauria; Squamata; Varanidae
Gene: ZBTB25
Product: zinc finger and BTB domain containing 25
Exons: 3
Coding region: 573-1889 (438 amino acids)
Biological process (GO): regulation of transcription by RNA polymerase II
Cellular component (GO): nucleus
Molecular function (GO): RNA polymerase II cis-regulatory region sequence-specific DNA binding; protein binding; DNA-binding transcription factor activity, RNA polymerase II-specific
Source: RefSeq, a predicted model, not a curated record